Trichosurus vulpecula (common brushtail) is the source of this 3183-nucleotide messenger RNA. It is a transcript of the gene DNA2, whose product is annotated as DNA replication helicase/nuclease 2. The coding region runs from base 1 to 3183 and encodes 1060 amino acids. Gene Ontology annotation, biological process: replication fork reversal. The transcript is spliced from 21 exons. Gene Ontology annotation, cellular component: cytoplasm. NCBI's taxonomy places the organism in Eukaryota, Metazoa, Chordata, Mammalia, Diprotodontia, Phalangeridae. Gene Ontology annotation, molecular function: single-stranded DNA helicase activity; 5'-flap endonuclease activity. The record is from RefSeq and is a predicted model, not a curated record.
AUGGAGCUGGCGCAGGAGCUGGACAAACUGGAGCUGCCGGGGGAGAAGACGCCGGUGGAGGAGGCGGCCGCACCGGCCGACCAAUUUCAGAAGAAAAUGGCCACAAUGUUUCCUGAUGCAAUCCUGCGACGCGGAGCAGAUAAUCGAUACCUGGUGCUGGAGGUCAAUGUUGUACAGAACGAAGGAAUCCCAGAGAAACAUCUAAUCAUAACAACUUCUCAGUCACUGGAAGAUCAAGAGCUCUGCAUCCUUAGGAAUGAGUGGGAUGACCUUUCCAUAGAGCCAGGAGACAUCAUUCAUUUGGAAGGAGAAUACAAAGCAGAUGCUUGGAUAAUAGAUAAAGAUUUUGGAUAUUUGACUCUCUACCCAGACAUGCUGAUUUCUGGCACAAGUGUGGCAAAUAGCAUUCGUUGUAUGAGAAGAGCAGUUCUGAGUGAAAAUUUUAGGAGCUGCGAUCCCAAUUCUCAUCAAAUGCUGAUUGGCACAGUCCUGCAUGAAAUAUUUCAGAAAGCAAUAACUGACAGCUUUGCCCAAGAAAACCUCCAGGAACUUGCUCUACAGACUGUUCAAGAAAUAAAACAUCUGAAGGAAAUGUAUCACUUGAACCUGAAACAAGAUGAAUUUAAACAAGAAGUAGAAGACUAUCUUCCGUCGUUUUCUAGAUGGGCUGAAGAUUUCAUGCACAAGCCUGCUUCCGUGGACCUCGCCAGGACGCCCCUCACUCCAUUAUGCGAUAGAAAAAAGGAUGAACCAUCUUGUAGGAUUCAAGUAACAAAAGCUCUAGAUAUUGAAGAGAAUGUUUGGUCUCCAAGGUUUGGCCUGAAGGGCAAGAUUGAUGUCACAGUCAACGUGAAAAUCCAUCGCGGGUCUAAAGCUACGUGUGGAAUAAUGCCAUUGGAGCUUAAAACCGGCAAGGAAUCGAACUCUAUUGAGCAUAGAAGCCAGGUUGUUCUCUAUACACUACUAAGCCAGGAAAGAAGGGCUGAUCCAGAAGCUGGAUUGCUUCUCUAUCUCCGGACCGGUACCAUGUACCCCGUGCCUGCCAGCCGUCUUGAUAGGAGAGAGUUAUUAAAGCUAAGAAACCAGAUGGCAUUCUACUUGUCCCAUGGUGUCACAAAAUCCACUGCGGGGAAGGAGCAAACCCAGCUUGCACACUUGCCACCAAUCGUUAAUGAUAGUUACGCCUGUAAAUAUUGCUCACAAAUGUACAACUGUGCUCUUUAUAGCAGAGCUGUCGAACAACAAAUGGACAAGGGUGCCGUUCCCCUCUCCAUGCUGCCUAAAAUCGAAAAGGCUACACAGCACCUGAAGCGGUCCCAUCUCCAGUACUUCAGCCUUUGGUAUCUAAUGAUAACCCUGGAGUCCCAGUCAAAGGAUAGCAGGAGGAGCCACAGAAACAUAUGGUUAAUGUUACCCGCGGAAAGGGAGAAGCAUGGUGACUGCAUUGGAAAUCUGAUUAGGACCAAAGAUGUCCAGACUAUUUGUAGUGGACAAUAUUUACAUACCUUCCAGCAUAAACAUGGUAGGAUACCUAAUACAAACCUCAUGAUGGGAGACAAAGUCAUUCUAAGUGGAGAAGAAAGAAGGUUGCUUGCUUUAAGUAGUGGAUAUGUGAAAGAGAUCAACAUGACCACAGUCACCUGUUUACUAGACAGGAAUUUGUCAAAAUUACCUGAGUCAACUUUGUUUAGAUUAGACUAUGCAGAAAGAAUUGGUGGUAUUGAAACUCCCCUGGGAAACCUUUCUAAACUGAUGGAAAACACCCCUAUGAGUGAAAAGCUUCGAGAUUUAAUCAUUGACUUCCGUGAACCACAAUUCAUAGAGUACCUGAGUUCUGUGCUUCCACAUGAAGCGAAGGAUAGAGUUGCCAACAUUUUAAAAGGUUUGAAUAAACCCCAGAGGCAAGCAAUGAAAAAAGUACUUCUUUCAAAAGACUACACGCUUAUUGUUGGUAUGCCCGGGACAGGGAAAACUACAACAAUAUGUGCCCUUGUAAGAAUCCUCUAUGCUUGUGGCUUCAGUGUUUUGUUGACCAGUUACACUCACUCUGCCGUUGAUAACAUUCUUUUGAAGUUAAUGAAAUUUAAAGUAGGAUUUUUGCGUUUGGGCCAAACUCAGAAGGUUCAUCCCAGCAUUCAGAAAUUUACAGAGGAAGAAAUCUGCAGAGAAAAGGCUAUUAAAUCCUUAACUAGUCUGGAAGAGCUCUACAGCCGUCAGCCUAUAGUUGCGACUACGUGUAUGGGAAUAAACCACCCAAUAUUUUCCCGGAGACGAUUUGAUUUUUGUAUCGUGGAUGAAGCUUCCCAGAUUAGCCAGCCAGUGUGUCUGGGACCACUCUUCUUUUCGUCUAGGUUUGUACUGGUAGGAGACCAUCUGCAGCUUCCUCCACUUGUGCUGAAUAGUGAAGCAGGAGCUCUUGGCAUGAGUGAAAGUUUAUUCAAGAGGCUGGAGCAGAAACGGAAUGCAGUUGUUCAGUUGACCGUGCAGUAUAGAAUGAACAGUACAAUUAUGUCCUUAAGUAAUAAGUUAGUGUAUGAAGGAAAACUCGAGUGUGGAUCAGACAAAGUAGCCAAUGCCACAGUCAGCCUACCCCACCUGAAAGAUGUGAUGUUGGACCUCCAAGCUCACAGAAAUUAUUCUGAAACUUCUUGGCUGAGGGGGGCAUUCGAACCAAAGAGUCCCGUCUGUUUUCUUAACACAGAAAAGGUUCCAGCACCAGAGCAGGCUGAAAAGGGUGGUGUGAGUAACAUAACAGAAGCCAAGUUCAUAGUUUUCCUGGCCUCAGUUUUUAUAAAGGCAGGCUGCAAUCCGUCGGAUAUUGGCAUCAUUGCGCCGUAUAGACAGCAGCUAAAGACCAUCACCGAUCUUCUGGCUCAUUCCUCUGUCAGUGCAGUAGAAGUUAAUACUGUGGACAAGUAUCAAGGAAGAGACAAGAGCAUCAUUCUAGUAUCUUUUGUUAGAAGUAAUAAAGAUGGAACUCUUGGCGAGCUUUUAAAGGAUUGGAGGCGCCUUAAUGUUGCCAUCACAAGAGCCAAACACAAGCUGGUGUUGCUGGGCUGUGUGCCGUCUCUGAGCCGCUAUCCUCCUAUGGAGAAGCUGCUCCAUUAUCUAAAGUCAGAAAACAAGAUCUUCGAUCUUCCUUUGGGAGCACAUGAAAGUAUUUGUCAAUAUAACACACGAUGA